Xenopus tropicalis (tropical clawed frog) is the source of this 4685-nucleotide messenger RNA. It is a transcript of the gene tcf19, whose product is annotated as transcription factor 19. The coding region runs from base 565 to 1644 and encodes 359 amino acids. Gene Ontology annotation, biological process: regulation of gene expression; regulation of DNA-templated transcription. Lineage: Eukaryota; Metazoa; Chordata; Amphibia; Anura; Pipidae. Gene Ontology annotation, cellular component: nucleus. The transcript has 3 exons. The record is from RefSeq and is a predicted model, not a curated record.
UUUUUUUGCCAGACAGUUCGUUUGUAGGCGUGGUUACAAGGAGGUGGGUGUCAACCUAUGGGCGAUAACGCGCCAAAUUUCAAAGGCGCGCUUCCUUCCUCUGAUUUCCCGCCGUGGUCCCGGUCAGAGUUGGGCUCAGCUGGUAGCGGCGGCUCGGUGGGAACCGUGACGUCACGCACUCAGUCUCCCCCGCUAUAUUGCGACUCCCAUGGGAAGUAAUUGCUAGGGGGAGAUUUGUGCAUGAAGAGUACAUCUACUGUAAUAGUGUGGGAUGCAAACUAUAUUGAGGUCUGCAGUGUUAGGUUAGGCAGCCUUAGUCGGUCUAGUUUCUGUUCUGUACAAGGGCAUUGUGUUGCUGAUAGAAUUAGGUGAGAUGGUUCUUCUGUGCGAGGUUUAGGGCUGCUAUUAAGUAUUAGUGUGCUGCACUGCGACAAAGAGCUCCACCUAAACUUAUAAAUAAAAUCUAUAUAUUUAGACUAGCAGGGACAGUAUUUCAUUGUGGGUAAGGGACUCCAUUAAGGUAGUGGGAAAAAGGUGGGUUGGUCAGAAAAUUGGCAGGCUGCCAUGGUAGGGUCAGAAGUUGUGCUUACACAGGUACAGCCCUGUUUCCAGCUUUUGCGCAUGGGCUCAAGCCCAGGACAGUCAAGCAUAAAUGCAAAUAGCACAGCGUCCAGAGAUUUGUAUACUUUCCUGCCAGACUCGCCAUGCUGCAUCUACCGACUGGGAGCCCAGCAUGAUUUAUGUGAUGUCCCCCUCCCUGGAAAACCUGCUGUCCAUGCAAAAAUACAUGCAGAGCGGGAGCUCUCAGGAGACUGGAAGGUUAACUUGGAAAGCUGCACUCACUUUGGUAUAUACAUAAAUGAUGUUCAUCUUUUGCAAGGACAGAGAAUGGAACUUUCAGAUGGUGACCUCCUCCGCUUCCAAGAAAAAUCAGAUGUUUCGCCAUGUCAGUCAUCUUCCCCUGACACGUACUUCCUUUUCCAGCGUGUUAGAGUGCGUCCAUUGGACUUUUCCGCUAUCACUUCCCCACGUGCUCGAUCCUCUUUUCCUGGUUUUACCCCAGUUUUAGCCACACAGAGACUUAGUGGAGGGCGAGGCGGGUCACCUCACUAUACUACUGGAGCCACUGUUAUUCUGAACUCCAUUGGCAGCAUUAGUAAAAUGAAGCGUGAAAGGAUGCAGGGCAUUGGGCUCAUGGGAGGAGCAGUGGAACUGACCAAACCAUCCACGCCUGAUCUUCCUUUACCCUCUCGGACUGGAGUUGAAAGGAGACACAGCCGAAGAAAAGCACAGCAUCAAGUACUUUGUGAACUAGAAGAGGAUGAAGAAGAUGGACAGGUAGAAGUAGGAGAAAUGAAGAAGAGGAAAAGAGGAAGAAGGAAAGAAGAGAGGAAAAUGGUUAAUCAUGAGCAGACUGGAAGGAAACCACGUGGACGCCCAAGGAAGCACCCCAUCCCUCCUUCUGUAGUGUCCCAGACAGUGUCCAAUGCAGAGCCUUGUGCAUGGCGUUCAUGCUGCCUUCCACAGGAAGAAACAGUCAGCUGGGUUCAAUGUGAUCACUGUGAUUCAUGGUAUCAUGUUGUGUGUAUCGGCCGAAGUCUGACCUCCCUGCAAGACACAGACUUCCACUGUGGCUGCACGUAGCCGUUGAGGGACCUAAUUUUUGCCUAUUUUCUUUUAGGAUGUAAUUUUGUGUUUUUUUUUGUUUUUUGUUUUUUUUUCUCCCCUUUCUUGCCAUACCAAUUUCUUUCUCCCUGUCUUGCAAGGUAAAAUACACCUUAGCAUUAUCUUCAGUCUAAAGUUCUUUUCUUCCCUUUUUGAAACGGUUUGAUGCAGCUAUUCAUGUAUUUGUAACUUUUCUUCAACAAAUAAUUUACCAUGUGGGACUUUUUGCAGUUGCUUGGCAUUCCUGCACUAGGUAAUGUGUAUCAGUUUAUUUUACAUCGAUACAUAUUUUUUUCUGAUUUGCUCGUUAUCUUGGCAGCUAAGUGCUAUGACUUGCUAGACAUUCUUAGUGCUGCUGCAGGUAGUGGUGCUCACAUUGGGUCAUUUCUUGUGGACAUUGAAGGAAUGAGCCCUAAAACACUUAAUUUUGUCUUGGGGCAUUUCGAGGAAAGCAUUUCUGAGAUUCAGUUAAAAGGAGGAAAAAGAUUUUUCAUAUCAUGAAAGAAAAAAGUAUAAAAAGCCUUUAUUUCAGUACUACAGCAUCCUGUUCAUAUUUGUCUCACAAGGAAAUUGCUUUUAACCAGAAAGCGUUUCAUAUCAGUCACACACUAGGGCCUUGCUGUUAACAGGUGCAAGAUCUGUUGCAACCCCUUUCCCAAGGGCAUUUCUGUUUACUAGAGCAUUAUAAUAUACCAUCUCACAAAAGUUAGUUAAAAGGUUGUAAACCCAAAGAAAAUGCUUUGCAUGAUGAAAGCGUAUGCAGCUCUAAGGAACAUUAUUAAAAAGUGAUAUGUAUUUGCAAAUGUUAUUGCUGUUUGUAGGAGUAUGUCUCAUUUUGUAUUCUCUGCACUACUGGCUGACUACAUGUACCAGUGUUGAAAUGCUUUCCUUCAGCCAAGACUCUGCUCCCAAAGUACCUUGCACCUCAACUUAAUGUACCCUGAUUUUAAGUUUUCCCUCAUUUUCUACAGUAUAUUAAUUACAACAACCAGCAGUGCAGGGUACAGCAAAGACAGACAUAGGGGCACAUUCAUCAAUGCACGAUUGAGUCUUAAUACUAAAAAUUCGGAGUUUUAGAACUGUGCCUAUUUCCUGCGACUUUUUACAUUAAUUUGCCUGACUUUUUCAUACUUUGUGCCAAUUUGUACGACAAAAUCGUAUUUGUCGCAAUGAGUACGAAACUUUUUGAAUUCAUUCAAGCUUCCUUAUCAUGGCUUUCUUUGGGCCAGGUUGGAGCUGCAGAGUGCCAUUGAGUCCUAUGGGAGGCUUCCAAAACAUGCACAGAAGUCAGUUUUUUGCACCUUUUACGAUCGUUCGGAUACGAAAAUUUUGUAACUUUCGGAUCGUACCACAAUAUUUUCGUAUGACCACGAUCCCAAAUUUUCUUACACUCGCAAUCAGAAAAUAUCGGAUUAAAUCCGAAUUUUUUGUAUCAUGCUUCUUAAUGUCUGAAAUUCGUACAAAUGUGCCCCAUUGAGUUUACACAUUUUCAGCAAUAUUUACUUUGUGUUUUAUAUUUAUAAUUGCAGUUAACUGUGAUUAACAUGCAUGUUAAGGAAAAUCAUAGCAUUGUGCAAAGUGGGGUCCUAUCUGAAGGAAAGCUGUCAUUUCAGUAUUGCCAUUGGUACAUGUAGUCAACCAGCAGUGCAAGAAUUGGCAAAUGAUACUACUUUCAACAGCGUGCAUUUACAAAAUGCAUAAACAUCACAUAAUUUAUUUUGUAUUAGGUGCUUAUGAUUACAUUUGCUUGCAAGAUGUAAUCAUAAAUGUUGUAAAUGAUAUUAUUUCCCCUUAGUUUGCUUAUUUAUAUACUGUUUUCUAGACAGGUAGUAUGCAUUUAAGUUAACAUUUUCUUUCAUUUUUGUCACUCGUCUUUAGUAAUUCUCUUUGGCACAGUACCAAAACUAAAAAAAGGGGAUGUUCAGUAAGAGAAUAGCCUGUUUACAUACAAAAUACUAUUAGUUUCCCCCCCCCCCUCCUGCUCAGGUAAGUGUCUGAUUUUAUUAUUUGGAACUUGAACUUUUCACCCUGGUAUAAGACUAAGAAGUAAGUAAUGGACAUAAGAAAACUGCUUCACCAUCAUCCUUUCCCAUAAUAUUUUUUUCCUUACGCAGCAUGAUAGCAUACAUAACUUUCAAUAUUUUUUUUUUUUUUUAGUAACGCAAAAUUUGAUUUUUCCUAAAUUGAGGGGGUGGGACAGGAGCACACUUUACAACUGAAAUUUUCCCUUUACUCUGUUCCAUGGUAUUAGUGUACUCUGUAGGCCACUGCGCCUAACACUGCAGCAAACACAGUUUGGUACUAACAACAGCAUUCAAAUUAUUUUGUAUCAUGUUUCCCAGGAUUCCAGGUUUAUUUGGAAAAGCAUGUACAGGUACGGGACCUGUUAUCCAGAAUGUUUGGGACCCGGGGUUUUCCGGAUAAGGGAUCUUCCCGUAAUUUGGAUCUCUGUAACUUGUCUGCUAAAAAUCAUUUAAAUAUUGAAUAAACCCAAUAGGCUUGUUUUGUCUCUUAGAGGGAUUAAUUAUAUCUUAGUUGGGGUCAAGUACAAGGUUCUGUUUUAUUUCAGAGAAAAAGGAAAUUAUUUUUAAAAAUUUCAAUUAUUUCCUUAUUAAUAGUCUAUGGGAGAUGGCCUUUCUGUAAUUCAGAACUUUCUGGAUAACGGAUCACAUAAGGGAUCCCGUACCGGUACCAUAAAUCUCACACUAGCUAAGCAGGGCAACUACAUAUGUUUUAUCCUAAGAAGAUAAGUUUAAAAGUUGCUGUUAGGUACGAGAGUGCUUUUACAUAACCUAUUUUCAGGCUUGUAGAUAAAGAUGGUUGCAACUUCCCUACAAUUAUAUUCUUAUAGGGUAUUUGCAGUUUUCCCAUUAACGGUGGAGAAUAUGGAGAUAUAUUUAAAGUUAAGAAACUAGCAUUCUGCACAAUGGCAAUUCUGAUAGAUUGUGUAAUUAGGUUAACACAGUUCUAUGGCUACUGUAAUGUGCCAUGAUUUUCUGAUAGCCAGUAAGUAGAGUACA